AUGACUUAUACCGUUGCCCCUCACCUCGAAUAUUUUAAUAUUCCUCUGACCGACUUUGUCGCCGCUCGACCUGAAUUUAAUGGGUUCGGUGUUGGCGCUUAUAUCUUCUCUCAUGCCGACCCCACCCCACGCAUCCUUCUUCUCCAGCGUGCACUGACAGACUCAAUGCCUGGCUGUUGGGAGGGCCCUGGAGGUGCUUGCGAACUGGAAACCGACAAAACAUUACUCGAUUCUCUUGUACGCGAAACUCUAGAAGAAAGUGGAUUACAUGUAUCGCACAUUAUUGACCUCGUCGCGGUGGAUUGUUGGGAACAUCAUCGCCGUAGUGGGGAUAAAAUCCGUGUGGCCAAGUAUUCAUUCAUUGUCGAGGUUCAAGAGGCCUUGCUAUGGGCAGCAGGAAAGCAGCAACAGGUGCCAGCCCUUCAAAUACCUGUUCAACUGGAAAAACUGGAGCACGAGCAAUUCGAAUGGGCGAUAAAAGAGGAUAUUCUGCUUUCUAUCCGAUCCCCCAACGGUCGAUUCCAAUUUCCCUUAGGUGGCCAUCAAGCUCCUAAUAUCCUCCGGGCUUUUGAAUUCGUUGAACAACGGCAGAGCAAGUUACGGUCCGGCGAUAUCGCGCAGUAA
Molecule: messenger RNA, 624 nt
Organism: Penicillium griseofulvum
Lineage: Eukaryota; Fungi; Ascomycota; Eurotiomycetes; Eurotiales; Aspergillaceae
Product: NUDIX hydrolase
Exons: 1
Coding region: 1-624 (207 amino acids)
Source: RefSeq, a predicted model, not a curated record